AUGUCUGAGGAACAAUUCAAAUCUCGCUUGAUGGAUUUGAAGUACCUGAGAAAAAAUGAAAGUGUUCGAUUGGCAAAGGAGAUAGUCACUGAUGAAGAGAUUCCAGAAAGUUUUGAUGCUCGAGAAAAGUGGCCAGAGUGUGACUCUAUCAAACUUAUCCGCGACCAAGCCAACUGCGUAGCAACCAGCAACCGUUUGUUGCAGGAUCUUGCUGGGCUGUUUCUGCGGCUUCGGCGAUGUCUGACAGAAUGUGCAUCCAAUCAAAAAAUGCGAAACAGACGCUCAUCUCUGAUGCUGAUAUCCUUUCAUGCUGUGGUGAAUACUGCGGCGGUUUUACUCAUGAGCUCAUUUGGUACGAUGCCGAUAGAUGAAGCUGUAGCAAGCAUGAGUAAUCAUAUAAAAUUCGAAAUCGAAGAGGUCUUCUGA
This is a messenger RNA of Strongylus vulgaris, 426 nucleotides long. The record is from the annotation of a GenBank genome assembly. Lineage: Eukaryota; Metazoa; Nematoda; Chromadorea; Rhabditida; Strongylidae.